Messenger RNA from Xyrauchen texanus (razorback sucker), 1878 nucleotides. Its product is annotated as C-C chemokine receptor type 3-like. The record is from RefSeq and is a predicted model, not a curated record. NCBI's taxonomy places the organism in Eukaryota, Metazoa, Chordata, Actinopteri, Cypriniformes, Catostomidae. The transcript is spliced from 2 exons. Gene Ontology annotation, cellular component: membrane. Gene Ontology annotation, biological process: immune response; G protein-coupled receptor signaling pathway; chemotaxis. The coding region runs from base 75 to 1145 and encodes 356 amino acids. Gene Ontology annotation, molecular function: chemokine receptor activity.
CAACUUGGUUGUAUCAGUUCUAUUGGGGCUGCAGAGAGUUUCACAUUCAGUCAUUAGAGAUAUCGACCAUCAUCAUGACAUCAGAGUAUGAUGAGGAAUAUAACCUUGACUUUUUUAUAAAUUUGUCAAAUGUGACGACAAAUCCAGAAUAUGUCAGAGAUGAACAGGUUGUGUUCUGCGGGAAAAGCGAUGUCAUCCAUUUUGGUGCAGCAAUUCUCCCGACAUUCUACUACAUAAACUUUUUACUUAGCUUGUUGGGGAACGGGCUGGUGCUGUGUAUCAUCUACAAAUAUGAGAAGCUUAGCACAGUCACCAACAUAUUCUUACUUAACCUUGUCAUCUCAGACCUGGUCUUCGCAUCUAGUCUCCCAUUUUGGGCAGUGUACCACAGCUCUGAAUGGAUCUUCGGCAGUACCCUGUGCAAGUUGGUGGGAAGUUUUUAUUCCAUCGGCUUCAACAGCUCCAUCCUCUUCCUUACACUCAUGACCUUUGACCGCUACCUGGCAGUGGUCCAUGCCGUCACGGCAGCCAGGCACAGGAGGAGAGCAUAUGCGGUUGUAUUGUCUGCUGUCGUUUGGGUGCUCAGUGUAUUGGCUAGUAUAAAGGAUAUCAUUCUUCACAAUGUGAGAGACAAUCAGGACAGUGGUAUGCUGUGUGAAUUGACUGGUUUCUCCCAGAGUGUCCUCAUAAAGUGGGAGCUGCUUGGGUAUUAUCAGCAGUUUCUCCUUUUCUUCUUAGUGCCUCUGGCAAUCGUCUUGUACUGCUAUGUCCGCAUAACCAUCAGAAUCAUGUACACUCGCAUGGUGGAGAAGUACAGGGCAGUCAAAGUCAUCUUUGUCAUCAUCUUCACCUUCUUCAUCUGCUGGACGCCUUACAACGUGGUUAUCCUAAUACAAGCGAUCAAGACGUCCUUUGGAGACCAGAUGCAGUGUUCAAAUGCCCUUGACUAUGCCCUGUACGUGACACGAAACUUUGCAUACUUAUACUGUUGCAUCAGCCCUGUCUUUUAUACCUUUUUGGGCAAGAAAUUUCAAAACCAUUUUCUGAAACUUUUGGUCAAGCGUCUGCCAUCUCUGAAGACACCUGUACUGUCAACACAAAGCAGUAAAAGUACAUCAUUCAGGAGCCCAAACACUGAUUACUGAUAUUUUUCAGAAAGUGUGACCAUGGAGGAUGUGGUUAAUUUUUAAAGUGACAACUUUGUACCAUUUUGUAUUAAAAUUGUUACUAAGAGGACAGAAAAAGGAACAUUUAAAUUUUUGUAAAAAAAAAUAAAUAAAAAUAAGAAAACAUCCAAAUUGCAAUAUUUGCUUUGCUUUUUUUUUUUUUUUUUUUUGCAUAAAUCAUUAUAUGAAAUAAUUUCCGCAGGUAUAGAAAGAAUGUUUUAUAAUUCAUUUAAGUCCAUUUGUACAUACUCAUUCACACAUCUUUCCAGACAUGGAACUUUGUUGUUGUUAAAAUAAUAAUUAAAAAAUAUUUAAAGUUGAGUAAAGAAAAUAACAAAAAGCAUUUUUUUGUCAUUUGCUUCUGUGAUAAACGGUUAUUGCAAUAUAAUGUGCAUUGUGUAAGCCUUGACUUAGUACUAGAUGGUUUCUUGUGCAAUGUAGCAUCAAUGAUUUUCAACUUACUUAUGUGUAGCUUAAUAUUCUGCAUGGUUUUUGUGCUGAACUUGCUGAACAGAUGGAGUUUUUAAAUAUUGAUAAUCUGAGUUCUAUAAGUGGGGUAAAUUACUAAUUUUACAUCGCUGUUCAACUGCUUACAAAUUGUAACUCCCUGUCUUGCAAAACACAUCCUGUCUAAUUGACACUUAUUGACAUCCAAUGUUUAUUUUGAGUCUAUCAUUGUGGUCUGUGGCCUCCCUAUCUGCCAUAAAUAAAA